Messenger RNA from Melanotaenia boesemani (Boeseman's rainbowfish), 4176 nucleotides. Its product is annotated as N-acetyllactosaminide alpha-1,3-galactosyltransferase-like. Gene Ontology annotation, biological process: carbohydrate metabolic process. Gene Ontology annotation, molecular function: hexosyltransferase activity. The coding region runs from base 576 to 1574 and encodes 332 amino acids. The record is from RefSeq and is a predicted model, not a curated record. NCBI's taxonomy places the organism in Eukaryota, Metazoa, Chordata, Actinopteri, Atheriniformes, Melanotaeniidae. The transcript has 7 exons. Gene Ontology annotation, cellular component: Golgi apparatus; membrane; vesicle.
GGCUUGGCAAUUGCUACCCUUCCUUCUCUCUUUUUGCUUCACUUUUCAAUCACAGUUUAUAGAAGUUUGUUUAAAUAAUAUUUAAUCUAUCUUGUGCUGUUACACAGGACUCCAAGGAGACAAGAUCACAUUAGCGACACUUUAUUAACAGAUCAGAACUCAGAAUAAGGAUAAUACUGGUACCGAUACUGGUAGAGGUAACAGGGUUGAGGAAGCCAGGAAUGGAUAGGGAGUGAGUCCAUAAGGAGUGUAGUUUAAGGUCCGACAGGGAAUGACAGUGGUGCUGGUGUAUGUGAGGGCUGGAGAAACAAAGGAAGACAGGUGUGAAAGGUUGGCUUAAUGCUGAUGAGCGGAUCAGGAACAAGUGUGGAGGAUCAGGAGGAGUCUCUAUUCAUCUGUUUCCCCCUUCCUGACAAAACUGGGAUUACAACUUUCUUCAGGCACUUUGAACUCUAACAGGUUAACAGGUCUUUGCGAAAAUCUCCUCACUGGUGUCGCUCUACUAGUUGGCAACUGUGUGCCGUCACCUUAAAGGAUCGUUUGCUAGGACGCUGAAAAGACACUGUCUCACAGCCAUGAGGGACUUCAAGGAAAGGAUUGGAAUAUUCACCUGUCUUCUGCUAUGUAUUGUAGUAUUCAGUUCUUUCUAUUUCGGGCAGCUAAGAAGCAUUGCCUUGUUGAAGAAUCUGCCAGUGAUCCAUGAAGAACCAUCAAAACCAACCAUUAAUGUGGAUCACACUCUUGACUUUACGAUCAGAAAUGAUGUUCAGACUCGCACUUACUGGGGUGCUCCUAUUAUCUGGGAGUUAAUGUUUGACCCAAAACUUUAUGACAAAAAGCACCAAGAAGGAAAUACAAGCGUGGCUCUCACUGUGUUUGCUGUGGGAAGGUACCUGGAUGCCUACCUCAACACUUUCCUAACAUCAGCAGAAAAGCAUUUUAUGAUUGGAUUACCGGUGACAUAUUACGUGUUUACAGAAUCACCAGAGAAGGUGCCAAAUAUUGAACUUGCUCCUAAGCGAGACCUGAAAGUUGUCAAGGUGCAAAAGUAUAGCAGAUGGCAGGAUAUCUCCAUGAUGCGAAUGAAGACCAUAUCAGAAACGAUAGAAACGGAACUCGAAGGAAAGUUCAGUUAUGUCUUCUGUUUUGAUGUUGAUCAGGAAUUUAAGAAUAGAUUUGGCUCAGAGGCCCUUGGGGAGUCCGUGGCUUUGCUCCAUGCCGACUUUUACAACGUUCCAAAGGACAGGUUCACCUAUGACAAAAAUCCCAAAUCCAAAGCUUACAUGGAGAAUGGAGAUUACUACUACCAUGCGGCUCUCUUUGGAGGAUCAUUGCAAAAUGUGAAAGCUUUGGCAGACUUUUGUCAUGUGAACAUCAUGGAAGAUAAACUGAAUGACGUGGAGGCUCUGUGGCAUGAUGAGAGUCAUCUAAACAAGUUUUUCUGGCUUAACAAACCAACCCAGCUCCUCUCCCCUGAGUACUGCUGGGACAACAAUGUUCCUGACAAGAAACACAUUCUGGUUGUUCGCCUGACUUGGGCACCAAAGCAAUAUGACAAGCUUCGUACUCGGUAGUGUGGCCAAAAUCAAAGAGAUUGGGAUGAAUUCACAAACAAGUGUGAAUCUGUUUACUGUCUUGACAGAAGGGCCAAAUUAAGAAUUUGUGCUUAAGUCUAUAUUAUCUUAACAAAUCUUUCUUUACAUGUUUUAAAAUAGCAUUAAAAGGAAAAUCAAGCUUGUCCAAUAGAGAAGAUUAACUGUCUGUAGAACACUCGGACACCCAAUUAGCUGGUUUAAACCAGGGUUACUCAGUCCCAUCCUUCAAGACCUGCAAUCCAGCAGGUUUUCCAUGUAUCCUUGCUUCAAUACACCUGACUUAAAUUAAUGAUUCAGGUGUGUUUAAGCAGAAAUACUUUGAAAACCUGCUCGAUUGCGGCUCUUGUGGGACCGGAUUGAGUAACCCAGGUUUAAACAGUCAACCACUUCCACUUAUAGGAUAUCAAAGUAGUCCAUGCAUGAAAAUAUAGAAAGAAAUCAAGUUAGAACUGCAUCAGCUUUUAAAUUUGUGGCAAUAAGCAAUGCUAAUACUAACUAAAAGAUGCUGUUUCAGUGAAACAGCUGUGUGAAUGGUGGAUACUGAAGGAAUGGAUUAGUUUGUUUGAGCAAAAAUAUGAAAAUAUUAAUGAAGGAAAUAUCCAAAGACCUGGGGCCUAAUUUAUCAAACUGUGCGUAGCAAAGCAAACUACAGGUGGCGUCUGUGGCCCAAAAAGGAAAUGCCGCGCACUUCAACUUUUAGAUUUAUAAAACUGUGCGGAUACACGUCCUACGCCUGUUCCCGUUUAUAAAUCAGAAUCAACUGUAAAACAGGUACACGUGAGGGAACGCCAGACUGUCCACCUUAUUUAGCUGGUUGUGUUUUAGAACAUGCAAGUUUUGUUUCACAAUGACAUAUUUUAGUGAUUGAGGUUCUUAUUAAUAUCAUCUACCUUUAUCUUGAGACCCCCCCCCCCCCCCCCCCCACACACACACACACACACACUCUUAAGAUUAUUAAUAUCGAAUGUGCCUCUUUAUUCAUUUCUGCAAACAGCUUUAAUCUAUAACAUAUGGUGUGAAAGGUAAUAGUGGAUGUGCACAAAUGUCUCACAUUUUACAGCAUUUUCUUGAUUUUAUUCUGUACCAUUGGUGUCGCCAUAUCCUGUUUUUCUAGAUUAUGUGCGUACGCCUGGGUCAGAGUUUGUUUGGAGGUAGGAACGUUUUCCCGUCAAGUUUGGUUUUCAUAAAUCCUAAAAGUUGACUAUAUUUGGCAUACACCGGUUUUUGUUACUAUGCUAGCUUGAUAAAUGAGGCCCCUGGUGCUGUAUCCUUACAGAAGUAGUUUUGAAUUGAGAUACAGCAGUCAAAAUGUUGGUCUUUAAAGAGUGAUGCAAAAGAAUGAAGGCUAUGGUAGUAAUUGCAGAAGUACAUAAGUUCAUACCAAACAGAGUUGCCAUCAAGCAAAGUUGGCAGCUAUAGGACAAUCUAAUAUAAAAUAGAAUUUAGGAACCUUUCGAAGUUAGACAGUUUGGACCCAAGGAAUACCCAUCUUAUGUUUAAAGUAGUGUAAAUAAAAAGGAUUGUAUGCAGUACAACAGCUGAAAGGUUUGGGAACCAAUGCUCUAGUCUAUCGUUGAAACUUUUCCAGUUCAAAGCAGUUAGUUAAUGUAGGUACCCACCACUGCAGGUUAUAAAAGCCCAACAGACCUGUGAUGGGUUUGCUUUGUCUUUCAAACCUAUGCAGGUUUUUAAACUUUACCAUUUGUUUAAAUCUGAUGAAAGAAACUGUAUGGUGUACCAUGUUUUCUGGGUGAAGUAAUACCUGUAAAGCCAAUAAGGAUUUUUGGAAAAAUGUAUGGCUGUGUCCGAAUGUGCUCCCUACUCCCUACAAAGGGGUCACGCCAUUUUGUCGAAGUGUCCGGAUGUCCAGAGAGAAAAAAGUAGGGCACUCAAAAUUACCCACAAUGCAUCUUGAAAAGUAGUGAGCAUCGAUGGUCACUAGAUGGGUCAAUAUAUACCACAAUGCAAUGCGGGCAGAAGCUCAACAUGGCACAAGGAGGCAAAAAAAAAUUGAGCUGCGCAAAAUUACCUAUAAGCAAACAAACAAAGAAUAAAAUUCAACAUAAGGAAUAAAAAUAAAAAUAUUUUCACAACUUUGGAUUGGAUUUGGAAUGACGAUGGACAUUCGGACACAGCCUAUGUCUUUUUUUUUUAUCUCCACUUUUUUUGUUUGGGAAGGCGGGGUUGAUUGUCCAUAUCUUUAAAUGGGUGGGGCAUGUGUAUGUGACUGUGUAUCUUUUUAAAAGAUAGAAAUACUUGCAUCAUUGGAUUUACUUUUAAUAAAGAGGGAUUUGUCAUGAAUCAGGUUGUGAUCUUGUAGUUACUUUUAUGUUCUCAUAUUUUGGGUCUUGUCAUGUUUUUCUGGUUUAUGUGUCUUUGGUAUUAAAAAGUCAUGUUACUGUUUCAGUGUUUUUGGUUUCUGCUAGUUAGUGCACCUGGUCUGAUUAGUCACUCACGUCACAUGUGUCUAGUGUGUCUCUUUGUAUUUAAGUCUAUUAUUUUCAGUUCCUCCUUAUGAGUUCAUUGUUUGCUGUCUCCUUCAGUGGUUCUUGAGUUCAGGACAUUAAAACCCUUGUUAUCA